Molecule: messenger RNA, 1856 nt
Organism: Chelonoidis abingdonii (Abingdon island giant tortoise)
Lineage: Eukaryota; Metazoa; Chordata; Testudines; Testudinidae
Gene: MOB1B
Product: MOB kinase activator 1B
Source: RefSeq, a predicted model, not a curated record
GAGAGCGGAGCUACUCGCUGGUCCCGCGCCGUCGCCGCCGCCUGCGCCAUGAGCUUCUUGUUUGGUAGUCGCUCUUCUAAAACCUUUAAACCAAAGAAAAACAUUCCGGAGGGGUCUCACCAGUAUGAGCUGUUAAAACAUGCAGAAGCCACGCUUGGAAGUGGUAAUCUCCGGAUGGCUGUUAUGCUGCCAGAGGGUGAAGAUUUAAAUGAAUGGGUCGCAGUUAAUACCGUGGACUUCUUCAACCAGAUCAAUAUGCUUUAUGGUACUAUUACAGACUUCUGUACAGAAGAGAGCUGCCCAGUGAUGUCAGCUGGCCCAAAAUACGAGUAUCACUGGGCAGAUGGGACAAACAUAAAGAAACCAAUCAAGUGCUCAGCACCAAAGUACAUUGAUUACCUGAUGACUUGGGUCCAGGAUCAGCUGGAUGAUGAAACACUAUUUCCAUCCAAAAUAGGUGUUCCUUUCCCAAAGAACUUCAUGUCAGUGGCAAAGACCAUUCUAAAGCGUCUCUUUAGAGUUUAUGCUCACAUUUACCACCAGCACUUUGAUCCAGUGAUCCAGCUGCAAGAAGAGGCACAUCUUAACACAUCCUUCAAACACUUUAUUUUUUUUGUUCAGGAAUUCAACCUUAUUGACAGAAGAGAACUGGCUCCACUUCAAGAACUGAUUGAAAAACUGACCUCUAAGGAUAGAUAAAAGGAAGUGGAUUUAUGGAAAUGGAAAGUGUGUGGUAUUUCUGGGGUUUUUGUUUGUUUGUUUUGUUCUGUUUUGAAAACAAAACAAAACCUUGUUCUGUUCUUACAGGCAGCCAAGAUCCAUUCUUUGUGCUUUUAUUAGGGGAAAUCUUUUUGUCUUUUAGUGGCAUGCAGUAAAUGGCUUUUUUUUCUCAUUGUGGAUUUAUAGUAGAUUUUGAGUGUUUAUAAUGGAAUUAUGCUUGUUGGGGGAUUUGACACUGCUGAUGGAUGGGUUCUCUUUUGUGUCAAUUGUAGCCCAUUCUCAUGAAGUCCCUAAAAGACUUACAUUCUCUAAGUGCCUUGGCAGACUCGCUUCUGAGGUGCAAAGCACACACAAUACUGAACAUUGCUGGAAACAGAAAAUGUAACCUACCCAGGACACUUACUGAUGCUUGGUUUAGAAUAUAUAUGCUUAAAGUACAAAAGCCAUAACUUACUUAAAGCAGUGAUCUCCAGCUUUUAAUGCAAAGUAUCACCCUUUUUUAAAGAGAUGAAUAUAAAGCUUCUCACAACUAGGUAUUUCUAAAAAAAACCAAAAAAAUAAAAAUAAAUUAUAGUGAUGGUGACACUUCACAUCAUGUCUAGUCACCAGACCUAAAUGAUAAAGAUUUUAAAACCAUGGAUGACCCUGGAUAGCAGAGGGUUGGCUCUCCAUUCCACUGUAGUUUUGCACUGAUUGUUACAUAUAUUUAUUUUGUUAAUAUAAAAAUCAACUCAAGCCAGCCUAAUGUACUGUAAGGUACAUUACUUCCUUUAAUAAAGUUUCCUAGCAUUUCCCAAAGGAGCCAACCAAUCUGAAAAAGUAUCUUCAGUGAGAAGGAAAGAGCUAUUUAUUCAUCAUCAAAAAUGACAUACAGAUAAUAUUAAGAAAAACCUUGUUUUAAAUCCACUAGAGUGAUGCCAUUUAAACAUGAACAGUAAAAAGCUAACUCAAGAUUAGCACUCAGAUUCUCAAGCUUUUUCAUAAGAAAACAUCUCUUUGUAGAAAGAUUGUCUUGUGGACCACUUCCCAUUUGCAAUCAGAAGGUCCACAGCCCAUCUCAUUCAUAAUUGUAUGUAACUAUAGCAAUUGUUUACAUGGGGAAAGUUAUAUUAAAUACACCGCUACCUCGAUAUAAC